AUGGAGGCUGCUUCUGGCAACCACGUGAAAGUGGGCAAAAUACUGCUCGACCAUGGAGCCGACGUAAACGCCCUGCCAGUACUAAGCUCUCGAGACACUGCCCUCACUAUCGCUGCGGACAAGGGACGCACGGAGUUUGUGAAAUUGCUACUGGAACGUGGCGCCAUCGUCGAAGCCCGAAACAAAAAAGGCGCAACAUCUCUCUGGCUGGCCUGCAAC
Molecule: messenger RNA, 219 nt
Organism: Dibothriocephalus latus
Lineage: Eukaryota; Metazoa; Platyhelminthes; Cestoda; Diphyllobothriidea; Diphyllobothriidae
Source: the annotation of a GenBank genome assembly